AUGGUGCGGUUCAGCGUGGUGUCGUUUGCUCCGCCUGGCAGCUCACUGGCUGUGAUUGGAAGCAGCGCAUCUCUCGGAAAAUGGAGCUUGGAGAAGGCCGUGACCAUGAAACCACGCUUGGCAAAUGCCCGGCUGCAAUCCGAGCCUGAUUUUCACUGGGCGGAUGUUGACAUCCCCGAAGCCGGCAGCGAACGUAUCGAGUACAAGUUCGUGGAGCGCGGGAGCGACGGUGUCAAGUGGGAGGAGCUGGGAGGUCACCAAAACCGCGUCCUGGAACUCGAAACCCAAGAAGAUGGACAAGCUAUCCUUCUGCCGGUCGUGCGGUUUGCAGAGCCUGGCGGCGGGGAGAGCGAUCACACGGCGCGGUUUUAUCAGGGGGUAAAGGAGCGUGGCGAGAUAUCCAUUCGGAAGGUGCUGGACCAGCUCUUUGUGGGUUCAUGCCCCAGGCAUCGCUCGCACAUAGACCAGUUGAAGUCCCUCGGCAUCUCAGUAGUGGUGAACUUUCAGACUGAGGAGGAUUGCAAGCGUAAUUGUGUUUCUGGCAUUGGCAUGGAGGAGGAUCCAAUGGCGGUGAGCCGUAUUUACGACAGCAAAGGCAUGCAAUACAUCUGGAUGCCGACGUUUGACAUGUCCACUGACGGUCGUGCACAAAUGCUGCCGCAAGCAUCGUUUCUGUUCGGUCAGCUUAUCCGUAGAGGGCAUACAGUCUACAGUCACUGCAACGCGGGCGUGGGUCGGAGUGUGGCAGCUGCAUGCGGCUAUUUGACCUUCUUCUUGGGCCUCUCGCUACGGCAGAUGCAACACGUGAUGGCAAGCUCUCGGCCUGUGGCGUACUUCGAUUUCGAGGCCAUGGAGAGAGCUCGACCCCAUUAUCAAGCCUUAUUCGGCGUUGAAGAGUUUCUGGAGAAGGAUGGUAAGUGCAAGGAGGAGGCGCUGGCACUCCUGUGA
This is a messenger RNA of Symbiodinium necroappetens, 948 nucleotides long. NCBI's taxonomy places the organism in Eukaryota, Dinophyceae, Suessiales, Symbiodiniaceae. The record is from the annotation of a GenBank genome assembly.